Messenger RNA from Gorilla gorilla gorilla (western lowland gorilla), 1902 nucleotides. Its product is annotated as proline-rich protein 20E-like. The record is from RefSeq and is a predicted model, not a curated record. The coding region runs from base 295 to 960 and encodes 221 amino acids. Lineage: Eukaryota; Metazoa; Chordata; Mammalia; Primates; Hominidae. The transcript has 3 exons.
ACCCCAGCCGGCCCCCCUCUGACGACGCCUGUCCCUUACGCGACUGCCUUGCUGCCAUAUAAGAGGGACCGCGCUCGGCCUCCAGCAGUCGGCUUUCUGCUGGGCUCGGAGCCAGAACCUGCUGCGUGCUCCCUCCAGACUCCCUGGCUGCGGCUGGACUACCUCAGAGCUACAGCGGUGAGGUGAACCUGUGGACACCUCCAACUCCUCGGGCCUCUCUUCGUCGAAGAGUCUCUUAAUUUUCAGAUCUCCGGAGCCAGCUGUAGGAAGAUCAGCCCCUCCCGCAGAUUGCUCAUGGAGGAGCCAAGGCCUUCGAAGCGACUUCGCUCCACGGCCCCUAAUCAAGCCUCAGGUGGGCCUCCUCCAGAGCCAGGCUGCUGUGUUGCGGACCCUGAAGACUCCGUGGAAGCAGAUGGGCCCGCACAGCCAGCCCAACCCGCAAAACCCAUCGCUUACGUGACACCCUUCAGAUGGCAGACCCCGGCUCGCACAGAGUCACCCCGUCCUGCAGAGAGAGGCCGGCGCCGGGGAGGAAGCCGGCGGCCAGGGCGAGGCCGUGGCAGAAGGGCUGGGCCCCGCGGGGACGCUGGCCAGAGACAGGGGGCAGAACGCUUGACGGGACCGGACGUGCACAUCCAACUGGACCACCAUGGAGAGCCAGGCCACCAGGGGGAACCGGAAAUCACGGAGACCGCAGCCUUCUCUCUUUCUGAAACUGGUCCUCUGCCUGGAACUGUGCAGGGAGGCCCUGGCCCCGACGUGGCGCAACCUGAGCUGGGGUUUCAGGAGCCGCCCACUGCUCCUGGGCCUCAGGCUGUUGCCUGGCAACCCGUGUUGACCCUCUAUCCCUGCAUCGGGUUUAGGGCUCUGGGUGACUCAGCUGUUUUACAAGUCAUUCAAACCCCCCACGGCACCUAUGUGCAAGGGGUCCCAGUGUUCCUCACCCACAUUGCAUAUUGACCACUGUCUGCCACCCACGUUGUUCCCAGCCUCCCUUUCUUCCACCUGGACGUUCCCCCCAGCCCCAGUUCUGCUCCACUCCUCCCCCGACUGGACCUGAAGCCUGAGCUUCCCCUGAACUUAGAGUACACAACUUACAAUAUGCAAGCUGCUAAACCCCCUUUCUGUACAAGGCGAUUGGAAUGGAACUGUCAUGUACAGUGAAAGUACACGUCACGUUUUUCAGCCAAGAAAAACCCAACCCAGACAACCUGGAAGAAGUGGGAUGCAGCAACGAUCAGGAAGCAUGGAAAUUAGGAAACUGUAUUCUUAAGUCCAGAGAAGUACGAUUCUGGAAAAAGGAUUGAUGACCUAGAAUGAAAAUUCCAGAAGACACUCAUAUAGACAUGUGCGGCAUGCGAAAAUUCAGAAGGAGCUAGAAGUUACUAAAGUUCUUGUCUAGUGCCUGGAGACGAUAGAGUGGCUGAAUAUAAGAGCAAUAAAACUCUAGACUGACACAUUUUUAAGUCUCAAUGUAGGUACCCUUUGGGAACCACUAAGUGAAUUGGAAUAGAAGGUAAAAUUUCAAACCGAUUGAGGACAAAGGGGAUCAAAGGACAUUUGAUGAAUCAGGCAAAAGGUGUUGGGGUGGGGGGGGUUAACGGAAACAAGGAGAGUGCGUGACUCACUGGAACCGCUAAAUGAGGAAUCAGUAAUUUGACGGCAGUGUCCUUGGCUUCCUCCUGGCUUCAAUGGGAAUAUUUUAAAUGUUUCACCAUUAACCAAGUCGUUUGCUGUAACUUUCUCAUAGAUGUUUAAGUUGAGUUAGUUCCCAUCUUUUCAGAGUUUGAUAAAUGUUGCGUUACGAACUGUUGUAUUUUGUAUUAUAUUAAGUGGGCUCUUAUUGGCUGGUUUUCACUCCUUUGUAAACGUCCAAAUAAAAUACAGACAACUUUUUACAUC